CAGUGCGCAUGCGCCGCCGGACGGGUGGGCAGCUACCCCCUGGAUGAAGGAGAAGUUGUCAGUGGGUCACUCGGUCUAUCAAUGCCAAAUCCUCACUAUGCACUGGUCCUGCUUAUAGAGAUGCUGACAGCUGACUGCUUGCUCCCUUUGGAAAUCAGUUGUUGCAGUUGAGUGCUCUUUUAAAUAUUAAUAAGCCGGACCUCCUAAAACGUUUAGGCUAUACUGAAAGUCGCAUGAUAUGGAUUAAUGUGGAAAAACUUCCUUGACUGGUUGGUAAAAAAAAAAAAAUGGUCAGAACACACUGAGGAAUCGAGCGUAUGGAUUACAAGUGAAGUCAGUGGUUGCUCCGUAUCUCAAGGGAAGACAUUUGAGAAGAUGAAGAUCCGUUCAGAGUUGGAUUGAUGCAAAGUUUGUCUGAAGUCUUGGAGGUUUCUCGCAGGAAUAUGGGAUAUUCUGAAUUAAUGGUUUAUGAGUAUAAAACCGCAUCCCUUGUGGCUUUUAUGCGUUUUCCCAUGUGUCCUCUUUACUUUAAAUCCGAAACAAAGCUACUGGAAGUCUUGUGACGGCUGGGGGAAACAGUGGAUACUUGUCUGGAGCAAUUCUGUUGGAUCUAUUGAAUUAACUUUGGAAUUUCUCUGCCCAAUGACAUUUCCAAAGUUGUUAGUUGGUUCCUUUUUGCAGCGUCUCCUCAUUUUAUUAGUUUCAUUUACCAAGCCAUUAACUUAACAGGGUCUAGACCAAAACCCUGAGGUAUUUUAGUCGCAGAGGUUUGUGACAGUAUGCGGGGAUGCACGGGAUUCCCGAUGGCCGUCUCGGUGGUAUUGACACUUUUGACCAUCAUUAACGUGAAGGCGAGUGGAGAAUACUGUCACGGUUUUCAUGACUCUCAGGGUGAAUGGAGAGACGGUUUUCCGUGUCCGGAGCGCUUCGACAGCGCCGAGGCCAUCAUCUGCUGCGGGAAAUGCGAGCUCAGAUACUGCUGCUCCAGCUCAGAAGCUCGCCUGGACCAGGGCACAUGUGAUAACGAUAAAAAGACACAAGACACCAACACCGGGAACAAGGACGAGAAAAAUUCUGGGGCAGUACCCAUCUACGUGCCCUUCCUGAUCGUCGGCUCGGUCUUCGUUGCAUUCGUGCUGGUGGGCUCCGUCGUUGCCGUGUGCUGUUGCCGCUGUCUCCGUCCCAAACAGGAGCCUUCAUCAGGCGGCAGCUCAGGAGGAGGGUCCAGCAGCGCCCGUGUCCUCGAGACGAUUCCCAUGAUGGCCAGCACAGGUACUUCGCGAGGUUCGUCCUCCCGCCAAUCGAGCACAGCCACCUCCUCCAGCUCUUCAGCUCCGCCCGCUGCUCCCCGUCCUGCACCUGCCCCUAUGCUCCGCGCCCAAGCCUCGUGCUGUCUUCCACCAGACGCCAGCGUCUACGUGAACAUGCCUACCAACUUCUCAGUGCUUAACUGCCAGCAAGCCACUCAAAUUCUUCCUCACCAAGGCCAAUUCCUACAUCCUCAGUAUAUCGGUUUCGCCCACCCUAUUACUUCGGCUCCUGCCUACCUAGAUCACGCUCAAGCAGGCUACCGCCCAUUGCAGUCUCCAUUCCCUCCACCAACCAGCGUGGCUAGUGUGUCCAGUGUGACGGGGGAUCAGAAAUACCCUCCGGUUACCAUGUGAAUGCAAAUGGGACUAUCAUAGGAUGCAAGUCUGAAUUGAAAUCACAAGACGAACACACAAAGAAUCAGUUCUGGGCACAAAAUUGAGAGUCAUGACUUGCAACCUUCACAAAUUAGACUCAAUCUGGUGCUUUAUCGAACACAAUAUUGUUUUCUGUGAUAUAAAGGACACAGUGCUUAAGAAAUGACUGGAUGUGUGUGUAACGUGCCUUGAAAAGUGGUAACGGUGCCGUUGUAAAUGAAGCACGUGUGUAUACAUAUGCAAUGUAUAUUUGUGUUGUAUAACCGUGCAUGUGCACUCUGUGCGUGACUGUAUAGGUGUGUUGGUUUAUGAGAUGCAGUAUGUGAAAAUGUGUGUGUGUAGUGCACUAUACAGUAUGUUGUGUGUAAUGGGAAUCACAGGUGCUGUAAUGUGAAAAACAGUCCUGGCUCCCUGUUGGAUGCUUAAAAUGUAAUGAAGUGAACACAGGACACAGACUGUGACGCUCCACCCUCCUGCCCACUGCAACACAUGCACAUACAGUAGACACACACACUUACACUUUUGCAUGCACACACUCACAUUCUGCAGAACCAAAGUCAUUUUCACAUUGUCAAGGAACUGGAUAGAAAAUAAACAAAAAUAUAGGCCUGUGUUUAGGAAAGCAAUGUGCGAAGAUGUGUGUAGCUCAGAUCAGCGGUCUUCAGAAAGCACCAGAGUCAAUUACGCAGUAAAAACUGUCUGCCAACUGUUCCCCUUCACUAAGUCUCUGCCUUGUGAAAAGCUGUGUGUAUGUGUGCCACUUUUCUUCCCCUCUGUUAGCAUAAGGUACACUCAAGGAGUACCAAAAGGGUUCCAGGGCAUUUCAUUUGGAGUGGGUUUCUUUCAGCACGCUCAAAGGCGGCAGUUUAGUGAAAAAAGAAAAGUCCCAGGCUCCUCCAGCAGAAGGCCAUGACCUUUCUGAACUUCUAAAACUCCUGUUUUAGAUCUUAGACUGGCAGAAAAAUCACAAUGAAAUGAAACACUGCCUGAUUUAAAGUCA
Carassius carassius (crucian carp) is the source of this 2685-nucleotide messenger RNA. RefSeq names its product protein shisa-2-like. NCBI's taxonomy places the organism in Eukaryota, Metazoa, Chordata, Actinopteri, Cypriniformes, Cyprinidae. The record is from RefSeq and is a predicted model, not a curated record. The transcript is spliced from 2 exons. The coding region runs from base 780 to 1664 and encodes 294 amino acids.